Cygnus atratus (black swan) is the source of this 21367-nucleotide messenger RNA. RefSeq names its product nebulin (gene NEB). The record is from RefSeq and is a predicted model, not a curated record. Gene Ontology annotation, biological process: cardiac muscle thin filament assembly. Lineage: Eukaryota; Metazoa; Chordata; Aves; Anseriformes; Anatidae. Gene Ontology annotation, cellular component: Z disc. Gene Ontology annotation, molecular function: actin filament binding.
GUGCCUCACAGCAAAAUCAUAGUUAAUUCAUUUAGAGAUUUUGACAGUAAUCUGUACUUUGUAAUUCAGCCAAUUCAGUGGAUUUUUCAUCUUUUCCAGGUCUGAAGAAAUAUAGAGAAAAAAGCCACAGGAGUGAGUGGGGGAAAGACAGAAGAAUACCCUCAAAAUGGAGGAGGAAGAAUAUGAGGAAGUUGUGGAGUACUACAUUGAGGAGACAAUUAUUGAAGAGGGUGAACCACAUGAGGUGGUCACUGAGAUCACUGAGACCACUACCACAGAUUUCACAGGUCCUAAAACCAUCACCUAUACUGUUGAGCAUGAAAAACCUUCCAUUGAGGAUGCAGCACCUCCAGUCAGAAAGAAGAUAAUACGGACAAAAGUGGACACAUCUAAGUUUUUGACACCUUAUCUGCAACACAGUAAUAAAAUGAAGGACCUGUUCAGUGAGAACAAAUACAAAGAAAAAUUUAGAAAAGAAAAAGGAAAGCCAUAUGCUUCCACAAUUGAUACCCCAGAAAUUCGGAGAAUCAAGAAAGUGCAAGACCAGCUCAGUGAGGUUAAAUACCGCAUGGCUGGUGAAGUUGCUAGAACUAUUUGCCACGUCGAUGAAAAGGCCAAGGAUAUAGAACAUGCAAAGAAAGUAUCGCAGCAAGUGAGCAAGGUGUUAUAUAAACAGAACUGGGAGGAGAACAAGGACAAGUACUUACUUCCUCCUGAUGCCCCAGAGCUUGUGAAUGCAAUAAAAAAUACAGCAAUGUUCAGUAAGAAACUCUAUACAGAAGACUGGGAAGGAGACAAAACAUUAUUCUAUCCAUACAAUGACAGCCCAGAACUUAGAAGGGUGGCACAAGCUCAGAAGACUCUGAGUGAUAUUGUCUACAAAAAAGGGCACAAUGAACGAAAAUCUAAAUAUACUUCUCUGCCAGAUCCACCUGAUGUGGAACAAGCCAAGAAAGUGACGAGGCAGCUGAGUGAUAUUAUUUACCAUGAGGACUAUAAUAACAAGAUCAAAGGCAAGUGGAGUCAGACUCCAUGCUACGAUGUUGCAGUUGCAAAAAUGAAUGCAGAAAAUAUAAGUAUGAGAAAAUACCAGGAAGACUUUGAAAACAUAAAAGACCAAAUCUACUUUAUGCAGACUGAGACUCCAGAAUAUGAAGCUAAUAAGCGAGUUACAAAUAACGUCAGUAAGACAAAAUACAGAGCAGACUAUGAGAAGAACAAAGCUAAUGCAGAUUAUAAUGUGCUUCCUGCCACAGAGAACCCAUUGUUGAAGCAAUUGAAAACUGCAGGAGAUGUGCUGAGUGAUAAAUUAUACAAAGAAGCCUAUGAACAAUCAAAAGCAACAAGCAUGAAUUACUGUGACACACCAAAGUUUCAGACUGAUAGUGUUCUAAAGAAUUUUAGUGAUGUAAAAUACAAAGAUGCAUAUCAGAAGAAUAUUUUAGGGCACUAUUUGGGCAGUUUUGAGGACCCACAUCACACACACUGCAUGAAAGUUGAAGCUAUGAAGAGUGAUAAAAAUUACAAAGCAGAUUACGAGGAGGACAAGACAAAGUGCUACUUCCCUCAGACCAUAACUCAAGAAUAUGAAGCUAUUAAGAAGUUAGAUCAGUGUAAAGAUCACACCUACAAAAAGCAUCCUGAUCAAAUCAAAUUUACUCAAGUGACUGACUCUCCAGUACAGAAGCAAGCAGAGAUCAAUAGUAAACAGCUGAGUGAUAAACUAUACAGAUCUUCCGGAGAGGAAGUUAAACAUAAAUAUACUCUUACCCCAGAUGUCCCACAGUUUAUCCAAGCUAGAUACAAUGCAGCUAACGUCAGUGAUGCGUAUUAUAAACAAGACUAUCAUGAUCUAAUAGCUAAAGGAAACAAUGUAUCACUUGAUGCUAUUCCAAUUACUCGAGCCAAAGCUUCAAGAAACAUUGCCAGUGAUUAUAAAUAUAAAGAAGCAUAUGAAAAGACUAAAGGAAAACAAGUUGGUUUUAGAAGCCUGCAAGAUGAUCCCAAGCUUGUUCACUAUAUGCAUGUAGCAAAGAUUCAGUCUGAGCGUGAGUACAAGAAGGAUUACGAGAAGACCAAGACUAACUAUCAUACACCUCCUGACAUGUUCAGUAUCCAGGCUGCGAAAAAGUCUCAGGAUGUAGCUUCUGGUGCCCACUACAAAAAUCUGAUCCAUCACUACACUUAUCUGCCAGAUGCUAUGGAUGUUGAGCUUGCAAAGAAUAUGAUGCAAAUUCAGAGUGAUAAUGCAUACAAACAAGAUUAUAACAGCUGGUUCAAGGGUAUUGGAUGGAGUCCUCUUGGUUCUCUGGAUGUUGAAAAAGCUAAAAAGGCUGGAGAUGCAUUAAAUGAAAAGAAAUACCGUCAGCACCCAGACACCAUCAAAUUUACAAGUAUACCAGAUUCAAUACCAAUGGUUUUAGCUCAGCACAAUACCAAGCAACUGAGUGACGUAACAUAUAAGCAAGAGGGUGAGAAAGUAAAACACAAAUACACCCUGGAUCCUGAUGUUCCUCAGUUUAUUCAAGCCAGGGUCAAUGCCUUCAAUUUGAGUGAUGCGAACUACAAAGCAGACUGGAAAAAAACCAUUGCCAAAGGGUAUGAUCUGAAACCAGAUGCCAUUCCGAUUAUUGCUGCUAAAGCUUCUCGAAAUAUUGCAAGUGAUUAUAAGUACAAGGAAUCAUAUGAGAAAGAAAAAGGCAAACAGGUUGGAUACCGCAGCCUGCAGGAUGAUCCUAAACUUGUUCAUUACAUGAAUGUGGCCAAAAUGCAAUCAGAUCGUGAAUACAAGAAAGAUUAUGAAGUCAGCAAGACCAAAUAUCAUACUCCCUUGGAUAUGUUCAGCGUGACAGCUGCCAAGAAAGCUCAAGAAGCAGUUACGAACACGGGCUAUAAACAGCUAAUUCACAAUUAUACUCUCUUGCCUGAUUCUGUGAAUCUGGAACUAUCAAGAAAUGUGAUGCAGCUUCAGAGUGAUAAUGUAUAUAAAGCAGACUUUAAUAACUGGUUGAGAGGAGUCGGCUGGUUGCCAAUUCAAUCAUUGGACGUAGAAAAGGCCAAAAAAGCUACAGAGAUUCUCAGUGAAAAGAAGUAUCGCCAGCAUCCAGACAAGCUGAAGUACUCUAUUCCAAUGGAUGCAAUGGAACAAGUAUUAGCUAAGCAAAAUGCCAAGAUCAUGAAUAAGAGGCUCUACACUGAUAAAUGGAACAAAGAGAAGACCAGCAUUCAUGUUAUGCCAGAUACUCCAGAAAUUCUGCAGUCUAAAGUGAACCAGAUCACAAUGAGUAAUAAAUUAUACAAAGCCGGAUGGGAGGAAGACAAGAAGAAAGGUUAUGACAUGAAGACAGAUGCCAUUCCAAUAAAAGCAGCCAAAGCCUCCAGAGACAUUGCGAGUGAUUAUAAGUACAAACUAGCCUACGAAAAAGGAAAAGGAAAGCAUAUUGGGUUCCGCAGCCUUGAAGAUGAUCCCAAGCUAGUGCACUUCAUGCAGGUGGCUAAGAUGCAAUCUGAUCGUGAAUACAAAAAAGAUUAUGAGAAGGCAAAGACUAACUUCCAUACUCCAGUUGACAUGCUCAGUGUUGUGGCAGCCAAGAAAGCACAGGAAGUGGCUACAAAUACAAACUACAAAAGCUUGAUCCAUACCUACAAUGUUCUACCUGAUGCUAUGAGUCUUGAAUUAGCCAAAAACAUGAUGCAGUUACAAAGUGACAAUCAAUAUAGAGCAGAAUACGAUGAAAGCAUGAAAGGUGUUGGAUGGAUGCCACUGGGCUCCCUGGAGGCUGAGAAGAACAAGAAAGCAAUGGAAAUUGUUAGUGAAAAGAAAUACCGCCAGCAUCCAGACAAGCUGAAGUAUUCUGUUCCUAUGGAUUCCAUGAACAUGGUCUUAGCUUUAAAUAAUGCUAAAAUCAUGGAUGAGCACCAAUACAAACAAGCAUGGGAAGAAGACAAAAAGAAAGUUCACAUCACACCAGAUAUUCCACAGAUCGCUUUAGCAAAAGCUAAUGCAUUUAAUUUAAGUGAUAAAAUGUACAGACUUUCUUUUGAAGAAACCAGGAAGAAAGGGUAUGAUCUCAGAGCCGAUGCUAUCCCUAUUAAAGCUGCCAGAGCUUCUAGGGACAUUGCUAGUGAUUAUAAAUACAAAUUAGGUUAUGAAAAAGACAAGGGAAAGCUUGUAGGCUUCCGCAGCCUUCAGGAUGAUCCCAAGCUUGUCCAUUAUAUGCAAGUGGCUAAGAUGCAGUCUGAUCGUGAAUACAAGAAAGCCUAUGAGACGAGCAAGACGCAUUACCAAACACCUUCUGAUGCUCUCAGUAUUGUGGCAGCUAAGGAGGCACAAGAUCGUGUAACCAAUACAAACUACAAACGACUGAUACACCACUAUAUGCUUCUACCAGAUGCAAUGAGUUUUGAACUGUACAGAAACAUGAAUCAGAUACAAAGUAAUAAUGAGUACAAGCAGGAUUACAAUGAAUGGUUCAAGGGUAUUGGUUGGAGUCCUGCUGGUUCUCUGGACGUGGAGAAGUCUAAGAAAGCUACAGAAAUUGCAAGUGACCGGAAAUACCGCCAGCAUCCCAGCAUGUUCAAUUUUACAAAACAGAAUGACGCAAUGGACAUGGUCCUCGCAAAGCAUAAUGCAGAUAUAAUGAAUAAACAUGCUUAUACUCAAGCUUGGGAGAAGGAUAAAACUCAAGUUCAUGUGAUGCCAGAUACACCAGAUAUUCUACAAGCAAAACAGAACAAGGCGAACUACAGUCAGAAACUGUACAAGCUUGGCUGGGAGGAAAUGAUAAAGAAGGGCUAUGACCUCACACCUGAAGCCAUUUCAGUGAAAGCUGCCAAAGCUUCAAGGGACAUUGCAAGUGACUACAAGUACAAAGAAGGUUACCGCAAGCAACAGGGACAUCACAUUGGAUUCCGCAGCUUACAGGAUGAUCCUAAGAUGUUGUGGUCUAUGCAAGUAGCUAAGAUGCAGAGUGAGAGGGAGUAUAAGAAAGAUUUUGAGAAGUGGAAGACAAAGUUCAACAUGCCCGUGGAUAUGUUGGGCUUCCUUCUUGCUAAGAAAUGUCAGGAAUUGGUUAGCGAUAUAGACUACAAACAGAUGCUACACCGCUGGACUUGUCUACCAGACCAGAACGAUGUCACUCAAGCAAAGAGGGUCUAUGAACUACAGAGUGAUAAUCUAUACAAGUCAGAUCUACAGUGGCUCAGAGGCCUUGGAUGGAGUCCUUUGGGAUCUUUGGAAUCUGAAAAGAACAAGAAAGCUUCUGAAAUACUGAGUGAAAAGAAGUACCGGCAGCACCCAGAUACUAUUAAGUUCACAAGUAUCCCAGAUGCCAUGAAUAUCGUUUUAGCAAAAUCUAAUGCCAAAAAUAGAAGUGAUAUACUCUAUAGACAAGCCUGGGACAAGGACAAGACUCAGGUUCACAUCAUGCCUGAUACUCCUGAAAUUUUACUGGCUAAAUCAAACUUAAUCAACACAAGUGAUAAACAUUACAAGUUAGGAUAUGAAGAGUUGAAGAGGAAAGGCUACGAUCUUCCUCCCGAUGCUAUACCCCUCAAGUCAGCGAAGGCAUCCAGAGACAUAGCUAGUGAAUACCAAUAUAAAACUGCGUACCGGAAGCAGCUUGGCCACCACAUUGGAGCGCGAAACAUAGAGGAUGAUCCCAAGAUGAUGUGGUCGAUGCAUGUAGCGAAGAUCCAGAGUGACAGGGAGUACAAGAAGGCCUUUGAGAAGACAAAGACACACUUCAGCAGCCCCGUGGACAUGCUGGGUGUGGUGUUGGCCAAGAAGUGUCAGGAGCUGGUCAGCGACAUUGAUUACAAGCAUCAUCUGCAUCGGUGGACGUGUCUGCCGGACCAGAACGAUGUUGUACAAGCCAGGAAAGUGUACGACCUUCAGAGCGAUAAUGUGUACAAGUCCGACCUUCUGUGGCUGAGAGGCAUUGGCUGGUCCCCAAGUGGUUCGCUGGACGAUGAGAAGAACAAGAGGGCAAGCCUGAUCCUGAGUGACAAGAAGUAUCGUCAGCACCCGGACACCAUCAAGUUCACGAGCAUUCCUGACUCUAUGCCUAUGGUUCUGGCGAAGCACAACUCUGAAAUUAUGAACCAACGUGCGUAUACGUCUGCCUGGGAGAAAGACAAAACCAGCGUUCACGUUAUGCCGGAUACACCUGGUAUUUUGCUGGCCCAGCAGAACCAGCAGAACCUCAGUGAGAAACUGUACAGGCUUGCAAUGGAGGAAGAGAAGAAAAAGGGCUAUGACCUCCGCGCAGAUGCGAUUCCUAUCAAGUCUGCUAAAGCUUCCAGAGAUAUUGCCAGUGAUUACAGGUAUAAGGAAGGUUAUCGCAAGCAGCUUGGCCACCACAUUGGAGCGCGAAACAUAGAGGAUGAUCCCAAGAUGAUGUGGUCGAUGCAUGUAGCGAAGAUCCAGAGUGACAGGGAGUACAAGAAGGCCUUUGAGAAGACAAAGACACACUUCAGCAGCCCCGUGGACAUGCUGGGUGUGGUGUUGGCCAAGAAGUGUCAGGAGCUGGUCAGCGACAUUGAUUACAAGCAUCAUCUGCAUCGGUGGACGUGUCUGCCGGACCAGAACGAUGUUGUACAAGCCAGGAAAGUGUACGACCUUCAGAGCGAUAAUGUGUACAAGUCCGACCUUCUGUGGCUGAGAGGCAUUGGCUGGUCCCCAAGUGGUUCGCUGGACGAUGAGAAGAACAAGAGGGCAAGCCUGAUCCUGAGUGACAAGAAGUAUCGUCAGCACCCGGACACCAUCAAGUUCACGAGCAUUCCUGACUCUAUGCCUAUGGUUCUGGCGAAGCACAACUCUGAAAUUAUGAACCAACGUGCGUAUACGUCUGCCUGGGAGAAAGACAAAACCAGCGUUCACGUUAUGCCGGAUACACCUGGUAUUUUGCUGGCCCAGCAGAACCAGCAGAACCUCAGUGAGAAACUGUACAGGCUUGCAAUGGAGGAAGAGAAGAAAAAGGGCUAUGACCUCCGCGCAGAUGCGAUUCCUAUCAAGUCUGCUAAAGCUUCCAGAGAUAUUGCCAGUGAUUACAGGUAUAAGGAAGGUUAUCGCAAGCAGCUUGGCCACCACAUUGGAGCGCGAAACAUAGAGGAUGAUCCCAAGAUGAUGUGGUCGAUGCAUGUAGCGAAGAUCCAGAGUGACAGGGAGUACAAGAAGGCCUUUGAGAAGACAAAGACACACUUCAGCAGCCCCGUGGACAUGCUGGGUGUGGUGUUGGCCAAGAAAUGUCAGGAGCUGGUCAGCGACAUUGAUUACAAGCAUCAUCUGCAUCGGUGGACGUGUCUGCCGGACCAGAACGAUGUUGUACAAGCCAGGAAAGUGUACGACCUUCAGAGCGAUAAUGUGUACAAGUCCGACCUUCUGUGGCUGAGAGGCAUUGGCUGGUCCCCAAGUGGUUCGCUGGACGAUGAGAAGAACAAGAGGGCGAGCCUGAUCCUGAGUGACAAGAAGUAUCGUCAGCAUCCGGACACCAUCAAGUUCACGAGCAUUCCUGACUCUAUGCCUAUGGUUCUGGCGAAGCACAACUCUGAAAUUAUGAACCAACGUGCGUAUACGUCUGCCUGGGAGAAAGACAAAACCAGCGUUCACGUUAUGCCGGAUACACCUGGUAUUUUGCUGGCCCAGCAGAACCAGCAGAACCUCAGUGAGAAACUGUACAGGCUUGCAAUGGAGGAAGAGAAGAAAAAGGGCUAUGACCUCCGCGCAGAUGCGAUUCCUAUCAAGUCUGCUAAAGCUUCCAGAGAUAUUGCCAGUGAUUACAAGUAUAAGGAAGGUUAUCGCAAGCAGCUUGGCCACCACAUUGGAGCACGAAACAUAGAGGAUGAUCCCAAAAUGAUGUGGUCGAUGCAUGUAGCGAAGAUCCAGAGUGACAGGGAGUACAAGAAGGCCUUUGAGAAGACAAAGACACACUUCAGCAGCCCCGUGGACAUGCUGGGUAUCGUGUUGGCCAAGAAAUGCCAAGAGUUGGUCAGCGACAUUGAUUACCGCCACUAUCUGCACCAGUGGAUCUGUCUGCCAGACCAGAAUGAUGUUAUCCAUGCUAAGAAGGCCUAUGAUCUGCAGAGUGAUAAUUGCUACAAGUCCGACCUUGAAUGGUUGCGGGGCAUUGGUUGGGUCCCAAUUGGUUCCUUGGAUGUUGAAACAGCCAAGAAGGCAGGAGAGAUCUUGAGUGAUAAAUUAUACCGUCAGCCUCCGGACACAAUCAAAUUUACUAGUGUUACUGAUUCUCUAGAGAUGGUCUUGGCCAAGCAUAAUGCAGAGACGAUGAAUAAGCGUUUAUAUACAGAUGCCUGGAAUAAAGACAAGACACAAGUUCACAUCAUGCCCGACACACCUGAAAUCACACUAGCAAAACAGAACAUGCAAAACUACAGUGCGAAACUCUACAGACAAGCCAUGGAAGAAUCAAAAAAGAAAGGCUAUGAUCUGAGAAGUGAUGCUAUCCCCAUUCAAGCUGCCAAAGCAUCCAGGCAAAUUGCCAGUGAUUACAAGUAUAAGGAAGGUUAUCGCAAGCAGCUUGGCCACCACAUUGGAGCGCGAAACAUAGAGGAUGAUCCCAAAAUGAUGUGGUCGAUGCAUGUAGCGAAGAUCCAGAGUGAUAGGGAGUACAAGAAAGCCUUUGAGAAGACAAAGACACACUUCAGCAGCCCCGUGGACAUGCUGGGUAUCGUGUUGGCCAAGAAAUGCCAAGAGUUGGUCAGCGAUAUUGAUUACCGCCACUAUCUGCACCAGUGGAUCUGUCUGCCAGACCAGAAUGAUGUUAUCCAUGCUAAGAAGGCCUAUGAUCUGCAGAGUGAUAAUUGCUACAAGUCCGACCUUGAAUGGUUGCGGGGCAUUGGUUGGGUCCCAAUUGGUUCCUUGGAUGUUGAAACAGCCAAGAAGGCAGGAGAGAUCUUGAGUGAUAAAUUAUACCGUCAGCCUCCGGACACAAUCAAAUUUACUAGUGUUACUGAUUCUCUAGAGAUGGUCUUGGCCAAGCAUAAUGCAGAGACGAUGAAUAAGCGUUUAUACACUGAAGCAUGGAAUAAAGAUAAGACCAUGGUUCAUGUCAUGCCUGACACACCGGAAAUCCUGCUAGCUAAGCAAAACCAAUUAAACUACAGUCAGAAAAUGUACAAACUAGCUUUGGAGGAAUCAAAGAAGAAGGGUCAUGACAUGCGUUACGAUGCCAUUCCUAUUCAAGCUGCCAGAGCAUCCAGAGAGAUUGCCAGUGAUUACAAGUAUAAGGAAGGUUAUCGCAAGCAGCUUGGCCACCACAUUGGAGCGCGAAACAUAGAGGAUGAUCCCAAGAUGAUGUGGUCGAUGCAUGUAGCGAAGAUCCAGAGUGACAGGGAGUACAAGAAAGCCUUUGAGAAGACAAAGACACACUUCAGCAGCCCCGUGGACAUGCUGGGUAUCGUGCUGGCCAAGAAAUGCCAAGAGUUGGUCAGCGAUAUUGAUUACCGCCACUAUCUGCACCAGUGGAUCUGUCUGCCAGACCAGAAUGAUGUUAUCCAUGCUAAGAAGGCCUAUGAUCUGCAGAGUGAUGCUGUUUACAAAUCUGACUUGGAAUGGCUUAGAGGUAUUGGAUGGGUUCCUAUUGGUUCCAUGGAUGUUGAGAAAGCUAAGAAAGCUGGAGAAAUCCUGAGUGAAAGGAAGUAUCGUCAACCAGCAGACCAAAUUAAAUUUACUAGCGUGACAGAUUCUUUGGCUAUGGUAUUAGCCAAGCAAAAUGCUGAGAUAAUGAACAAGCGUUUAUAUACAGAAGCCUGGGAAGCAGACAAAACAUCAAUUCACGUCAUGCCUGACACUCCAACAAUUUUAUUAGCAAAGGCCAAUGCAGCUAAUGUUAGCCAUAAACUUUAUAUACAAGCCUGGGAAGAUGCCAAAAAGAAGGGUUAUGACUUGAGAGCUGAUGCGAUUCCAAUCCGAAGUGCAAAGGCAUCAAGAGAUAUCGCGAGUGAUUACAAGUACAAAGAAGCUCACGAGAAGCAGAAAGGCCACUACGUUGGGUGCCGGACAGCCCAAGAGGAUCCCAAGCUGUCAUUUGCUGCGCGUGCCAUGUUGCUGCAGAACGACCGCAUUUACAGGAAGGCAUACCACGAUUCGAAGGCCCAGGUCCACCUGCCCGUUGAUGCGUUGUCAGUGCAGGCAGCCAAGGAGUGCCAGACGCUGGUCAGUGAUAUCGACUACCGCCACUACCUGCACCAGUGGACCUGUCUGCCUGACCAGAAUGACGUGAUCCACGCCAGGAAAGCCUACGACCUGCAGAGUGAUAACGUGUACAAGUCGGACCUGGAGUGGUUGCGAGGCAUUGGCUGGCUGACAGAAGGUUCUGUGGAUGUGGUUAAAGCAAAGAAAGCCCAGGAAAUCCUGAGCGACAGGCUGUACCGCACACGUCCGGAGGAGUUGAAGUUCACCAGCAUAACUGACACACCAGAUGUCGUCCAGGCCAAGAUCAAUGCUUUGCAGCUCAGCGAUCAUCUGUACCGUGAGGCCUGGGAUAGAGAUAAGAUGCAGAUCUCCAUACCUUCUGAUACUCCCGUAAUGCUGCAAUCCAAAGUCAAUGCUCAGAACAUCAGCAACAAACAUUAUCAGAAGGCCUGGGAUGAGGCCAAGGCAAAAAGCUAUGACAUAAGAGCUGAUGCCAUUCCCAUCAAACAUGCCAAGGCUUCCAGAGACAUCGCUAGUGAGUACAAGUACAAAGAAGCUCACGAGAAGCAGAAAGGCCACUACGUUGGGUGCCGGACAGCCCAAGAGGAUCCCAAGCUGUCGUUUGCUGCGCGUGCCAUGUUGCUGCAGAACGACCGCAUUUACAGGAAGGCAUACCACGAUUCGAAGGCCCAGGUCCACCUGCCCGUUGAUGCGUUGUCAGUGCAGGCAGCCAAGGAGUGCCAGACGCUGGUCAGUGAUAUCGACUACCGCCACUACCUGCACCAGUGGACCUGUCUGCCUGACCAGAAUGACGUGAUCCACGCCAGGAAAGCCUACGACCUGCAGAGUGAUAACGUGUACAAGUCGGACCUGGAGUGGUUGCGAGGCAUUGGCUGGCUGACAGAAGGUUCUGUGGAUGUGGUUAAAGCAAAGAAAGCCCAGGAAAUCCUGAGCGACAGGCUGUACCGCACACGUCCGGAGGAGUUGAAGUUCACCAGCAUAACUGACACACCAGAUGUCAUCCAGGCCAAGAUCAAUGCUUUGCAGCUCAGCGAUCAUCUGUACCGUGAGGCCUGGGAUAGAGAUAAGAUGCAGAUCUCCAUACCUUCUGAUACUCCCGUAAUGCUGCAAUCCAAAGUCAAUGCUCAGAACAUCAGCAACAAACAUUAUCAGAAGGCCUGGGAUGAGGCCAAGGCAAAAAGCUAUGACAUAAGAGCUGAUGCCAUUCCCAUCAAACAUGCCAAGGCUUCCAGAGACAUCGCUAGUGAGUACAAGUACAAAGAAGCUCACGAGAAGCAGAAAGGCCACUACGUUGGGUGCCGGACAGCCCAAGAGGAUCCCAAGCUGUCGUUUGCUGCACGUGCCAUGUUGCUGCAGAACGACCGCAUUUACAGGAAGGCAUACCACGAUUCGAAGGCCCAGGUCCACCUGCCCGUUGAUGCGUUGUCAGUGCAAGCAGCCAAGGAGUGCCAGACGCUGGUCAGUGAUAUCGACUACCGCCACUACCUGCACCAGUGGACCUGUCUGCCUGACCAGAAUGACGUGAUCCACGCCAGGAAAGCCUACGACCUGCAGAGUGAUAACGUGUACAAGUCGGACCUGGAGUGGUUGCGAGGCAUUGGCUGGCUGACAGAAGGUUCUGUGGAUGUGGUUAAAGCAAAGAAAGCCCAGGAAAUCCUGAGCGACAGGCUGUACCGCACACGUCCGGAGGAGUUGAAGUUCACCAGCAUAACUGACACACCAGAUGUCAUCCAGGCCAAGAUCAAUGCUUUGCAGCUCAGCGAUCAUCUGUACCGUGAGGCCUGGGAUAGAGAUAAGAUGCAGAUCUCCAUACCUUCUGAUACUCCCGUAAUGCUGCAAUCCAAAGUCAAUGCUCAGAACAUCAGCAACACACAUUAUCAGAAGGCCUGGGAUGAGGCCAAGGCAAAAAGCUAUGACAUAAGAGCUGAUGCCAUUCCCAUCAAACAUGCCAAGGCUUCCAGAGACAUCGCUAGUGAGUACAAGUACAAAGAAGCUCAUGAGAAACAGAAAGGCCACUACAUUGGGUGCCGGACAGCCCAAGAGGAUCCCAAGCUGUCGUUUGCUGCGCGUGCCAUGUUGCUGCAGAACGACCGCAUUUACAGGAAGGCAUACCACGAUUCGAAGGCCCAGGUCCACCUGCCCGUUGAUGCGUUGUCAGUGCAGGCAGCCAAGGAGUGCCAGACGCUGGUCAGUGAUAUCGACUACCGCCACUACCUGCACCGGUGGACCUGUCUGCCUGACCAGAAUGAUGUGAUCCACGCCAGGAAAGCCUACGACCUGCAGAGUGAUGUUGUUUAUAAGUCAGACCUAGAAUGGCUCCGUGGAAUUGGUUGGCUGCCUAAUGACUCUCCAGAUGUUAAGAGAGUGAAGAAUGCCCAGGAUCUCCUGAGUGAUAACGUGUACCGCACACCUAUUGAAAGCCUGAAGUACACCAGUGUUGUCGAUUCUCCAGACGUUGUUUUGGCUAAAGUGAACGCUGAACAAAUCAGCAUUCCAAAAUACAAAGAAGCCUGGGAAAAGGACAAGACUAUGAUCCAUAUUACGCCAGACACACCUGAAAUCACCCUAGCCAGGACUAAUGCUCUUAAUUACAGCCAGAAACUGUAUAAAGAAGCCUGGGAUGAACUGAAGAUGAGUUAUGAUUUGAGAGCAGAUGCAAUCCCAAUCAAGGCAGCCAAAGCUUCUAGAGAAAUUGCUAGUGAUUAUAAAUACAAACUGGAUCAUGAGAAGCAGAAAGGACAUUAUGUUGGAGUUCCAAAUGCAAAAGCGGAUACAAGAAUGCAGUUUGCCCUUGGCAUAGGAAAGGUGCAGAGUGAACUAGAAUACAAGAAAUACUUUGCCAAAUGGAAGACACAGUGCCACCUGCCAGUAGAUAUGCUGUCUAUCCAGUCAGCUAAACAUGGCCAGUCUUUGGUCAGUGAUAUUGAUUACCGUCAUUACUUGCAUCAAUGGAUCUGUCUUCCGGAUCAGAAUGAUGUCAUACACGCCAGGAAAGCCUACGAUCUUCAAAGUGAUGCAGUUUACAAGUCUGAUUUAGAAUGGCUACGGGGAAUUGGAUGGUUGCCAAAUGAUUCAGUCGGAAUAAACCAUGUCAAACAUGCUGGAGACCUCUUGAGUGAGAGGAAGUACCGUACAAAAGCUGAAACUCUUCCAUUUACUCCAGUGGCGGACAGAGUUGAUUAUAUCACAGCAAAGAAUAGCGGGGAAAUUCUUAGUGAUAUAAAAUACCACAAAGAGUGGAAUGAGGUCAAGUCAAAUUAUACUCUGACAGAUACACCACAGCUAGAUAUGGCUCGUGAGGCAGCCAGAAUUCUUAAUCAGAAUUUAUACAAGGAAAGCUGGGAGAAAGAAAAAGCCACUGGUUACCUCUUACCUCCUGACACUGUGCAGAUCUGUCAUGCCAAACACUCAACUGAUGUCCAAAGUGAGCUUAAAUACAAAGCUGACUAUGUCAAACAAAGAGGUCAUUAUGUUGGAGUUGCCAGUAUGAGAGAUGACCCGAAACUGGUGUGGUUUGAGCAUGCCGGCGAGAUCCAAAACGACAGGUUGUACAAAUCAGAUUAUCACAAAACGAAGUCCAAAAUACACAUCCCUCCAGAUAUGGUGUCAGUUGUAGCAGCCAGGGAGUGUCAGACCUUGGUCAGUGAUAUUGACUACCGCCAAUACCUGCACGAAUGGACAUGCCACCCUGACCAGAAUGACUGUAUUCAGGCAAGGAAGGCCUAUGAUCUGCAAAGUGAUAAUAUUUAUAAAUCUGAUUUGGAAUGGCUCCGUGGCUGUGGUUGGAUUCCUCUGGAUUCAGUAGAACAUAAGAAAGUUAAGAAUGCACAAGAACUGAUAAAUAAGAGAGCAUAUACGAAAGAAGCCCUUGAUAACUUUUCCAAUUAUACCAGUGUGGUUGACACUCCAGACAUUGUCUUGGCAAAGAUUAACUCCGUCAAUCAGAGUGAUCUAAAAUACAAAGAAACAUUUAACCUUGAGAAAGGACAGUACAUUGGGUCUGAUGAUACUCCCGCACUGAACCACGCCAGAGACAUGUCCUUACUGUACAGUGAUAAACGUUAUAAAAAUGCUUGGGAAAUCAGCAAGCCCAUUGGGUAUUCUUUGGAUGAGAAAUACAUUCCACUUGUUGGAGCCAAGCAUGCAAACUACAUAAACAGUGACCUUAAAUAUAAGGAAAUAUAUGAGAAACUGAAAGGACAUUACCUAGCUGGGAAGGAGAUUGGUGAUUUCCCCAGUGUCGUUCAUUCACUAGCAUUCCAGAAAAUAAGGAGCGCGUUGGCGUAUAGAAAGAAUUAUGAAGACACCAAAGCAAAUGUCCAUAUUCCAAGUGACAUGAUGAAUCAUGUACUAGCUAAGAAGUGCCAGUAUAUCCUUAGCGAUCUUGAAUACCGAACUUACUUCCAUCAGUGGAAUUGUUCACCUGAAGAAAAUGAUGUUAUUCAAGCCAGAAGAGCCCAGGAAAUUUUGAGUGAUGUGGUGUAUAAAGAUGACUUAAAUUGGCUGAAGGGACUUGGAUGCUACGUCUGGGAUACUCCACAAAUCCUGCAUGCUAAAAAAUCAUAUGACCUCCAGAGCCAAAUAAAAUACACAGCUGCAGGAAAAGAAAAUCUUCAGAACUUUGGUGUUGUUACUGAAACACCAGUCUACGUGACUGCAGUGCAAAGUGGUAUAAAUGCCAGUGAUGUGAAAUACAAAGAAGAUUACCAUAAAACUAAGGACAAGUAUACAACUGUGACUGAAACAGUGGAUUCUGAAAGAGUUCAAAAUUUGAAACAUCUUUUUAGCAAUAAUCUUUACAAGGAAGCCUGGGACAAAGUGAAAGCUACUAGCUAUAUAAUGCCCUCUGAUGCUGUAUCCUUAGCACGUGCGAAAGAACUGAAACAUAAUGCUAGUUAUGUAAAAUACCGAGAAGAAUAUGACAAGUUUAAAGCACUUUACACGAUACCCAAAGGUGUUGAGGAUGAUCCCAAUACAGCAAGGUGUCUUAGAGUUGGAAAACUUAAUAUUGAUCGUCUGUACAAGGAAACCUAUGAAAAGAAUAAAGCCAAAGUCCACAUUAUUCCAGACAUGGUAGACAUCGUUUCUGCUAGGGAUGCACAGCAGAAAAUCAGUGAAAUUGAUUACCGUACACAUCUCCAUGAAUGGAUCUGCCUACCAGAUCUUCAAAUCAAUGCCCAUGUUCGAAAAGUAACUGAUCAACUCAGUGAUGUGGUAUACAAGGAUGACCUUAACUGGCUGAAAGGCAUUGGCUGCUUCGUUUGGGACACUCCUGAGAUUCUCCAUGCCAAACAUGCCUACGACCUUCGCAGUGAUAUUAAGUACAAAUCUAAGGCAGAAAAGAUGAAGAGUGACUACACUGUGGUCAUGGAUACUCCUGUCUAUGUCCAGAAUGUCCUCAGUGGCUUGAAUUUAAGUGAAGCUAUCUAUCGUGGUGAAUAUAAGCAUAAUAUCAAAGGCAAAAUGAUUCCUACAGAUAAAACAGUAGAUUUAGAGCGGGCAUAUCAUGCCAACAAAAUACAGAGUGAAAAUUUGUAUCGCUGGGCUGGUGUGAAUGCUCUACCUACUGGAUACAGCCUUCCUACAGAUACCCCCAGCUUUCAGCAUGCUAAACAUGUCCAAUACAUUGGCAGUGAUCUGAAAUACAAAGAAGCCUAUGAACAUAUGAAAGCUAAAGGCUAUACUCUGGGACCUAAAGAUGUUGGGUUUGAGAAUGUGAAGAAAGUGAAUCAAGUCAUUAAUGAGAGGUUGUAUCGGGCAACAUACCACAAGAACAAGGACAAGAUUCAUACCACUCCAGACACACCAGAAAUCCGUCAAGUCAAAGCAACACAGGAAGCUGUCAGUGAUUUGAUCUACAAGUCAGAUUUCUUCAGGAUGCAGGGACACUUGAUUUCCUUGCCAUAUACUCAGGUGUUGCACUGCCGCUAUGUUGGAGACAUCACAAGUGAUAUUAAAUACAAAGAGGAUCUGAAUUGGUUGAAGGGCUUAGGUUGCUUCCUAUAUGACACUCCUGAUAUGGUCCGUGCUCGUCAGCUGCGUAAGCUUUGGUCUAACUACAUAUACACUGAUACAGCAAAGAAGAUGCGGGAUAAAUACAGUGUGGUAUUGGAUACUCCUGGAUACAGGACAGUUCAGGAACUAAAAACCCAUUUGAGUGAACUUGUUUACAGAGCUGCAGGCAAGGAGCUGAAGACAAAAUACACUUCCAUCCUUGAUACACCUGACUUCUUAAGAGCCAAACAAGGACAAAAAAUACAGAGCCAGUACUUGUAUGUGGAGCUUGCCACAAAAGAGAGACCUCACCACCAUGCUGAUGGUCAGACUCCAGCCUUCACACAUGCUAGGCAUGUAAAGGACAUGGUCAGCGAGACAAAGUAUAAAACCCAGUAUGAGAAGAUGAAGGACAAAUACACACCUGUCCCUGACACACCAGUCUUGAUCAGAGCCAAGAGAGCGUACCUGAAUGCCAGUGAUUUGCGCUACAAAGAAACCUUUGAGAAUACUAAGGGGAAAUACCACACAGUGAAAGAUGCUUUGGAUAUUGUCUAUCAUCGGAAGGUCACUGAUGAUAUUAGCAGUGUGAAAUAUAAGGAAAACUAUAUGAGCCAGCUGGGAAUCUGGAGAUCGAUCCCAGACCGACCAGAACAUUUCCAUCAUCGCGCAGUCACAGAUGCUAUUAGUGAUGUUAAAUACAAGGAAGACUUAUCAUGGCUCAGAGGCAUUGGCUGUUAUGCAUGGGAUACUCCAGAUUUUGCUCUGGCUGAAAAGAAUAAAGUGCUCUACAGUGGGUGUAAGUACAAGGAGAUAUUUGAAAAGACUAAGUCUCAUUUUAACUAUGUAGCUGACUCUCCAAUUAACAAGCAUUUUAAACAUGCAACUCAAUUGAUGGAUGGGAAAAAAUAUAAAUCCUUUGCCAAGAUGCUCCUGCAACAUGGAUGUAAUGAAAUUCUGAGGCCAGAUAUGCUGACAGCUCUCUACAACACAUACUUAUGGAGCCAGGUUGAGUACAAAAAAGACUAUGAAAAGAAGAAAGAUAAGUACACUACAGUUGUGGAUACUCCAGAACACUUAAGGACUACAAAAGUCAACAAACAGAUUAGUGAUAUUAUCUACAAAUUGGAAUAUAACAAAGCGAAGCCUAAGGGCUAUACUACAAUUCAUGAUACGCCUAUGUUACUGCACGUGCGCAAGGUCAAGGACAGAAUAAGUGAUCUGAAAUACAAAGAAGUGUACGAGAGGAAUAAAUCUCACUGCAAUGUUGUAGCAGAUUCUGUUCACAUUAAGACUCCAAGGCAUGCUUACAAGCUAAACAGCAACCUUGAUUAUAAGAAGAAAUAUGAAGCAGCCAAGGCUCAUUGGCACUGGAUUGCUGAUAGACCUGACUUUGUUCAAGCGGCCAAGUCGUCUCUGCAACAGAGUGAUUAUGAAUACAAACUGGACCGGGAAUUCCUAAAGGGGUGCAAACUCUCUGUCACAGAUGAUAAAAACACAGUACUGGCUUUAAAUAAUGCCAUCUUGUCAAGUGAUGUAAAAUACAAGGAGAAGCACAACAAAGCUCGAGGAACGUGCCUUGUUGUUCCAGAUACACCUCAGAUCCUCCUGGCUAAGAAUGUCAGCUCUCUGGUAUCUGAGAACAAAUACAAAGAACACAGCAAGAAACAGCUACCACAUGGGUCUUAUACUACCCUGCCUGAGACAAGAGACACGGCUCAUGUGAAACAAGUGACCAAGAAUGUCAGCGAAACAAAUUAUAAAAAGAAGUUCGUGAAGGAGAAAGGCAAAUCCAAUUAUUCUAUCAUGCUGGAGCCUCCUGAAGUGAAACAUGCCAUGGAAGUUGCUAAAAAACAGAGUACAAUUGAAUACAAGAAAGAUGCCAAGUCAAAGCUCCACUACACACCUAUAGCAGAUCGACCAGAUAUUAAGAAAGCAACUCAGGCUGCCAAGUUAAUUAGUGACAUUGAAUAUAAAAAGCGUGGAGAAGCUGGCAUUGGUGUUACCAUGCUGGGACGUCCGGAUAUUGAGCUGGCAAAAGAGGUGUCCAAGCUAACUAGUCAGGCGGAAUACCUCAAGCGCCAUAUGAGAGGGCAUGGAGCAGCAUCUUAUGAUACCCCAUGGAUGAGAACGUUUAAGAAAGCUAAUAUGCUAAGUAGUCAUGUGAAAUACAAGGAGAAUUUUUCCAAAGAGAUGGGUAAAAAACCCAAGUAUGAUUUAAAGGAGGCUAAGAUCUACAAGACCAUGAAAGAUGCUCACAACAUGGCUAGUGAGGUGAAAUACAAGGCAGAUUUAAAGAAACUUCAUAAGCCUGUUACAGACAUGUCUGAAUCGCUGAUCAUGAACCAUGUCCUGAGUACAAGCCAACUCGCCAGUGCUUACCAGUACAAGAAGCAGUAUGAGAAGAGUAAGGGUCACUACCUUGUGGUGCCAGAUAAUCUUGAACAGGUUCACCUAAGGGAGGCAUCAGAACUACAGAGCCACGUGAAAUAUAAAGAAAAGUAUGAGAAGGAAAAAGGUAAACCUAUGUUGGACUUUGAAACUCCAACAUACCUUACUGCAAAGGAAUCUCAGCUCAUGCAGAGUGAGAAAGAAUAUAAGAGGGACUUUGAAGAGUCCAUUAAGGGCCGAAACCUUACUGGCUUGGAGAUUACACCAUCCUUAUUACAUGUCAAAUAUGCAACCAAAAUAGCAAGCGAGAAAGAGUACAGGAAGGAUCUGGAGGAAGGUGUCAAAGGUAAAGGAUUAACAGCUUUAGAGGAGACUCCAGACAUGUUAAGAGCAAAGAAUGCAACUCAAAUCCUGAAUGAGAAAGAGUACAAAAAAGCCUUGGAAUUAGAAAUUAGAGGAAAAGGUCUCACAGAACUGGCUUUGGAGACACCGGAUUUUGUGAGAGCAAAGAAUGCCACAGACAUUGCCAGUCAGAUCAAAUACAAGCAGUUGGCAGAAAUGGAGAAAGCCAACUACACGAGUGUUGUCGAUACUCCAGAGAUUAUUCAUGCCCAGCAAGUCAAAAACCUUUCAAGCCAGAAAAAGUACAAGGAAGAUGCAGAAAGGACCAUGCCAUACUAUGUGCCUGUAGCAGACACACCAGAAAUGCAGAGAGUCCGUGAGAAUCAAAAGAACUUCAGCACACUUCAGUAUCAGUGGGACCUACAGAACAGCAAAGGAAAAGUUACAGUUGUACAAGAUACACCAGAAAUGCUGCGUGUGAAAGAAAACCAGAAGAAUUUCAGCUCGAUUUUAUAUAAAGAAGAUAUUGGAACUGGAACUACGAUUGAAAAGACACCAGAGAUGCAGAGAGUUAAACAAACACAAGAUGCAAUUAGCUCGAUUAAGUACAAGGAGAGUAUUGGAAAAGGAACUCCAAUUCCCGAUCUCCCCGAAGUGAAACGUGUCAAGGAGACACAGAAGCACAUCAGCUCGGUAUUGUACAAAGAGGACCUAGGGACAGGUAUCCCAACACCUGUCACUCCAGAAAUAGAGAGAGUGAAACGCAAUCAAGAACACAUUAGCUCGGUGUUGUACAAAGAGGAUCUGGGGACAGGAACCCCAAUACCUGUCACUCCUGAGGUUGAGAGGGUGAAACGCAAUCAAGAACACAUUAGCUCGGUGUUGUACAAAGAGAGCGUGGGGACUGGAACCCCCACUCCGAUCACUCCAGAGAUGGAGAGGGUCAAACGCAAUCAAGAAAUCUGUAGCUCGGUGUUGUAUAAAGAAAACAUAGGGAAAGCCACCCCAACACCUGUCACUCCUGAGAUGGAAAGAGUCAAACGCAAUCAAGAGAUCAUUAGCUCGGUUUUGUACAAAGAAAAUGUGGGGAAAGUGACCCCAACACCAAUCACUCCAGAGAUGGAGAGAGUCAAGCGCAAUCAAGAAAUCAUUAGCUCGGUGUUAUACAAAGAAAACUUGGGGCGCGCAACCCCCACACCUAUCACUCCAGAGAUGGAGAGAGUGAAACGCAAUCAAGAACAAAUUAGCUCGGUUGUAUACAAAGAAGGCUUAGGGAAGGCAACCCCCACACCGGUCACUCCAGAGAUGGAGAGAGUCAAACGCAAUCAAGAACAGAUUAGCUCGGUUUUGUACAAAGAACAUCUAGCAAAAGGAACUCCAACACCAAUGACUCCAGAGAUGGAGAGAGCUAAACGCAAUCAAGAAAACAUCAGCUCGGUUCUUUAUUCAGAUAGCUUCCGAAAACAAGUACAAGGCAAAGCUGCUUAUGUACUGGAUACACCUGAAAUGCGGCGCGUACGAGAGACCCAGAAACACAUUUCCACGGUGAAAUACCAUGAGGAUUUUGAGAAAAGCAAAGGUACUUUCACACCUGUAGUUACUGACCCCAUUACAGAACGUGUGAAAAAGAACAUGCAAGACUUCAGUGACAUCAGCUACAGAGGCAUUCAAAGGCGAGUAGUAGAAAUGGAGAGAAAGCGUGUGGACCAGGACCAAGAGAAUCUCACAGGUCUUCGUGUGUGGCGCACCAAUCCUGGCUCAGUCUUUGACUACGACCCAGCAGAAGACAACAUUCAGUCCAGAAGCCUACACAUGAUCUCAGUCCAAGCCCAGCGCCGCAGCCGGGAGCAUUCCCGCUCUGCCAGUGCCUUGAGCAUCAGUGGUGGGGAUGAAAAAUCUGAGCCCUCGGAAGGGAUGGAUCAACAUUUGUCCUACUACAGCAACGGGGGCUUCUUUACCUCAACUACCACAGUGGGCUAUAAACAUGCUAAAACCAUAGAGUUGCCACAACAAAGGUCAUCUUCAGUUGCCACCCAGCAAACAACGGUAUCGUCAGUUCCUUCCCAUCCAUCGACCGCUGGCAAGACGUAUCGGGCCAUGUAUGACUACAUGGCAGCUGACGCUGAUGAAGUUUCCUUCAAAGACGGUGACACGAUCGUAAACGUGCAAGCCAUCGAUGAAGGCUGGAUGUACGGGACUGUCCAGAGAACUGGCAAGACGGGCAUGCUGCCAGCCAACUACGUAGAAGCUGUCUAAAUCAAAACCCCUUUCCCUAAGGCACAUCUGCAUGGCCCAGACACGCCGGCCACGUCUCACACAUUAGAAGAGUUUCUAACACUUCUCCAAAGUGCUUUGUCUUCCAUGCUGAUAGUGCCUUAUAAACCACCACAGAGAAAAAAACUGCAGAACAAAAUAUUUCUGAAACAGCUCUUCAAAAUAUGUUUGAUAACUACCUGUAAACACACU